Paraphaeosphaeria sporulosa is the source of this 603-nucleotide messenger RNA. RefSeq lists its product as uncharacterized. The transcript has 2 exons. The annotation marks the transcript as partial. Gene Ontology annotation, molecular function: carbon-sulfur lyase activity. Lineage: Eukaryota; Fungi; Ascomycota; Dothideomycetes; Pleosporales; Didymosphaeriaceae. The record is from RefSeq and is a predicted model, not a curated record.
CAGCGCCGCGGUGAGGAGACCACAGGCAUCAGCGAGUGGAAGAUGCGCCCGCCGUACCGCGUGCACGAGAAGAAUGAGCACUUUGAUGCAAAGUACGAGGCCAACUGCCACUGUGGCAAGGUGCAGUACCAGCUCAGCAGGAAAGAGCCGCUGGACAGCAAGCUCUGCCAUUGCACGACGUGCCAGACGCAGCACGCUGCACCUUUUCAAUGGGCCGCCAUCUUCCACAAAACCGACAUCAAUUUCAGCGAAGGCCACCAUAAUCUCGAGUGGUACGACCCCACGGAAAAGUCCAUCGAGCACAAGCUCCCGUGCAAAGUGCGCUGCAGCUACUGUCACUCGCCCAUCAUGGACGAGGGCCGCAACAUGAUCCUGCUCUUCCCGUCGCUGAUACACCUGAAGACCGACGAGGACAAGGCGCUAUUCAAGCCCCGCUGCCACAUGUUCUACGGGCAGAGGGUUAUGGAUAUCCCGGAUGGCCUGCCGAAGUGGAGCGGCCUUAGCGAUAGCAGCGAUCUGAUUGAGGAUAGCCCGCCGGAGAAGGUGAAGGAGAUGCAGAGGAAGAUGGAGGAGGAGAGAAAGGAGAGGUUUGAGAAGGGCAAG